GCUUCCUCAGUUGAUGCCGAACGUGCUUUCUCUGGUGGCCGUCUACAGGUGAAUCAUCUUCAACACGGUAUCAGCUCCCAGACCUUCAAAGCGCAGGUUGCUGUUGGAUCGUGGUUCAACACGCCUCUUAUGCCGGAUCUCAGUGUCGCUACGAAUAUCAUGCGGCAGAAGAUAGCAAAG
Messenger RNA from Suillus fuscotomentosus, 180 nucleotides. RefSeq lists its product as uncharacterized. The annotation marks the transcript as partial. The transcript has a single exon. The record is from RefSeq and is a predicted model, not a curated record. Lineage: Eukaryota; Fungi; Basidiomycota; Agaricomycetes; Boletales; Suillaceae.